Messenger RNA from Saccostrea echinata, 5942 nucleotides. RefSeq lists its product as uncharacterized. The record is from RefSeq and is a predicted model, not a curated record. Lineage: Eukaryota; Metazoa; Mollusca; Bivalvia; Ostreida; Ostreidae. The transcript is spliced from 22 exons. Bases 1 to 4278 code for a protein of 1425 amino acids.
AUGUCAGAUCAGGAGGCCUCCCCAGAGAGGCCCCCGUCAGGGGAUGGCAGGGAGGAAUCUGAAGGGGAGUCCAAAAUCAAGGUGGAUGAGAACAGCCCAGAAACAGACACCAAAACAGAUGAGGAAAUUAGACAGAAAUCAUCACAAGAAAUAUCUGAUAGCCUGGAAAUGGAUUCUGACAACAAAGACCGACCUGUCAGCUCAGAGAGUACCAGUCGACCUAGGAGUAGUGGAAGCGAUACUGUUCAACCCUGGAAGGGACGCAGAAAGAAGAAAAUGAAUGUUGAUCCUGAUGCAAGACAAGUUACAUUCACAAUAACCAUUUGUAUUGCUGUUCCAACAAGUGGGAAUGUGAGUCAACCACAGUCUAGGAAUUCAACACACAAUACCCCCGAGAAGACAGAAAAUAAUACCCCGGCUCCUGUCGAGGAUGAAGAUGUCCCUGACAUUAAACAGCUAAUUAAGAAGAAGAAGCAGGUGUUUGAGGCCCCCAGGGCCCAGAAUUACUACCAUCUGGAGUAUUACCUCACCCCCGAGGAGACCAGCCUACAGAAGGUAGAUGUUGUCACAUAUGGACCGGCCGCCAUUAUUUUCAUGGCAUCACAUGAUCCUCGGAUUGUAAGGACAUGGAUUGAGGGGGAAUUGACCUGGGUAGCUUGGUCUCACAAACAUGUGGUGAAUGUGACAGAUGAGUUGCUGCUGAAGCUGUUUACACAUAACAUUGAGUUACGGAUCUGGGAUACAAAGGACAAAGUUGGUGCCAAAGCCCGAUUUACCAAAAUAAAGCAGUUUAAAAUCCCAAACUCAAAACCAGGGGAGGAGGACCAGAACAGUGCACGUAACAUUGUAGUAAGACUGUCCAAAAGCUUCGCCAAGCACCAGCCAAAAAAAGCCAGCGAGAUACGGCCAAUUCCAACUCAGGUGUCUUUCCAUUCAGUGGACAAGGUCGUACGACCAGUGGAGGAUGAGAAACCCCCAGAAGCAAAGCCCUCCUAUGAAACACAACCACAAGCUGCAGGGGAUGACAAAGGAGAGCCCCCAGGGUCCCCUACCCCAAAAACUCUGGUGGGGGUUCCCAAUCAACAGACUGACCAGGAAGGAAGGACCUCGUUCAGCCGUCUUGGGCGCCUUGCUCACUCUGAACCUGGAGAAGAACCCUCCGGUAAAGACUCUCAGAGAAGCAAGUCUAGUACAGGGAAGGACAAAGUGGGUCCCAAAUCCUCUGCUUCAAGGGGCCCCAAAUCUGCUGGGUCUACAGGAUCAGUCAAGAAACUGCCAUCUGCUACAGUGAAACCCCCACGUAGAAACAAGAAACAGGAGCUGGCAGCCCAGCAGGCCGCAGAAAAGAUCAGGAAAUACGGUAUCUGUAUGGUACCUAUCCGCAUGGCAAUGUUCUUCUCAGGAAUGAAGAAUGUUACUAAUCGGCUAAAAUCCCCAGUACCAGGGAUAGAGGACAUGUUUAUACAGCUGAAACUGGAUGUUCCUCUGAUGUCUGACCAACAGAAGAAGGAGUUAAAUCCAAUGAUUAUUACAAUCAAGAAUGCUACAAACCUGCCAAAUUCUCCCAUGACAUACGCUGAACUCAACGAAAAAUGUCAGCCAGUGUUUUGUCGGUAUCAAUUCCAUAAUCAGCCGGAGCAUUGCAGUGUGGGUAGGGAGCAGAAAGAGAAUGUCUACUGGGACGAUAUCAAUGUUGUGUUACUAGGAACCCAAGAAAACUCGGAACUUCGACAGUAUCUGAAUGGACCUCCUCUGGAGAUAGAGGUACAUGACAGGGAUCGUAAACCAGAGGGGGUCAAACUGAAGCCCACUCUGUUUGGAGAUGACUUAGAGGAUGAGAAAAUCAGUAAUGUAGGAACUGUUGCCAGUAGGAGAACUGUGCAUAAUCCUUUCAAGGGGCGUAACAAACCCUGGGACCCUUACGGAGUGGCUAAAGUGGACCUGUCUGAGCUUCUGCUGGGGCAUCAAUACCUCCAUCUGACCGUCCCUAUCCAAAACUGCCCUAUCCCAGAUGUGUUCCCUUCAGAGGAGCGAGAGGAUGGACGAACUGUGGGAGUCAUGGGAGCAGUAGAUGGACCAGUGGACAGACCUUUUAAUGCUGGACAUUAUGUACAGUCAAAUUCCAUGUUAAAAGUGAAAGUAGAACUAGCCCAUCCACUAACAACACCAGAGGAGGUGGCAGCCAAAGAGCCCCUGUCUACCACCCCACAGUGCCCCUUUGGUAGGAUUAUCUACAUCUUUGGUUACAAGAAUACUACAAUCUUGAACCAGCUGGAAACUCUAGUCACUGAAAUUAAUGCCAAGGCUUUAGAGCUGGACAAUAUGCCACCUCAUGUCAUCAGUGCUGCACUGUCAACAUACAAACUAUCACUAGAGCAGCAGAGGAGUCGAGAUUUGGACAUUAUUACAGGGUUCCAGGUGAUGGACGGGGAUAAACAUGUCUUUGUUCUAGAGGGACUAAGAGACAAAGCCAUUGGAUAUGUGUGGGAGAUAGUCACUGCCCCAGAAAACUCAAAUGUGCGAGUGCUAUAUAACUCAGAUCUGAGCUUUAGUGAACGUCUAUAUGGUCCUCUAGAUGUUGACCUGUGUCGCAUCAAGUUACAUGAGCCCCUAAGUCAGAUCGUACAGCAGCCCUUGUUGUAUGUCAGAGACAUGGUCCCUAAGCCCUGCUUCCAGGGCCUUCUCAACCUACACCAGAUUGUGAACUCCAAUGUGAUGAAGGAUGUGAUAAGAAACUCACUGUUCCCUUUAGCUGACAUGGUGAUCUCAAUGAGUCGUGAGUUUGGAGUCCCCAUCACUCAGGAGGACUUUGAUGAGCUACAGUUGAGGAAACCAUCAGAAGUUGUUGUACAGGAGAAGGAGGUGGAGCAGCAAGAAGAGAUGGUCCGUGAAACGAGCCGUAUGUGGACCCCCAUAGAUAACUUCAACCCACAGUACAUGGAGGCUAUAACAGGACGACAACAAAGGGUCAACUUUAUUAAAGAGAAUAAGGAUGAUGUGAAAGUGAUCAGUGAUAAGAAUAAAGAAGAGCGAGAGAGGACUAAAGUCCCCACAGUGCGGGCGGACGUUAAAGUGGCUCAUAACUACAGCUCCCACUCACUGAACUCAACAGAACUCGCUAAGGAGAAACUCAGACAAAUGUUGGCAGAGGAGCCAGACACUAGAUUUACAUACUGCCAGGAGUUCCACCACUCCAUGACGGUGGUACCCGUCAAUGUGGAGGCACUCCAAAAAGCUGAGAAGGCAGAGUCUCGGGCCAGGUGGAAGACGGAGUCAGGGUGGAUUUACCCUGGAAUGAAAUCCACGCUGGAAUGUAAUGAACAUCCGAGGAGACCUGAUACAGCCAGGAUAGAAGAACUACACGAGCUGUGGAGGGAAAACAUUCUACAUGUUGGCAUGUUACAACCUCCAUUAGACCGUGACAAGUUUCCAUGGUUACAUAGGCAUUACGACAUGGAGUUAUACAAACGUCCACAGUCCUGCUUCAUCAGAGAACCAGUUACCAUUCACCUGGCUGGACAGAAGCUCAAGGAGGAAAAACUAGCUGCCCUGAAGAAGGACAUGGCAGUUUGGAGGUCAAAGGUUGUGGUGGAUGACACACGGCAGUAUGUUCACAGAUGUCUCAUUGAGACUGAGUUACAAGAACGAGGAAGAAAAUCUCAAAACCAGAUUGACAAGUUAAAAGGUCUACUGAAAGAUAAACCAGUCAAAUUCUCCCUCAGAAGACAAGGAUUGGCCCUGAAAGAAGUGCCCCCUCUAGGUGUUGUUGUGAAUCCCAGUGUCGAUACUGAAGCUCGUGAGGCUGGCCUUCCAUUAAUACCUGCUGUAGAAAAUGAGGGUGUGGAGAAAACAAAUGGCUUCAAACCUGGACCUUACGAGGACCACAGCUGGAACCUAGAGAGGAACAAGAUCCCUGUGUAUGACUACCAACACAGACAGUUCAGGGAGAGUAAAGGGGCAGAUUUCAAUGCUAUUCACACUGAGAGAACAAAGCUGUAUCGUCGGACCAUCGUACCCCUACAGGACUCAGAGAGAGACAACCACCUUUUCUGGAUCCCAGAUGACAUCAAUAAAUUUGGCCCGUAUGAGGGAAUUGAGCCAAUCGGUAAACCAGGCCUUCCUCCAGUUGAGAAUCCCAAUAUAGCAGUGUCCACUGUCAUAGCACAAAGGCUACAGACCACUGACCAGAAACUGACUUCUUCCCCAACAGGUUUACGAGCAGAUCUUAAUUCUGGAAUUGCAAAGUCUUUCAAGGCCAAGGAAGCAUUAGUCAGUUAAUGAGAUAUGUUUCAGAAGAAAAAAAGUUAUAUAUUUAUUUUACCUAUAAUUAAAUAGUCUAGUUGAUGCCAUUUCCAGCAAAUAUAUUGCCUUUCAUUUGGAAUGAAAAACUGCUGACUGUUUACAAAUUAGUCUUUAUACAAUUGUUGAUGUCCAAAAGUGUUUUAAACUUUGUUUUAUUAAUUUAUGCUUAACUUAGAGGUGCCUUUAUGAACUUUUACAAAAUAAAUGAUUCCUUUAUCUUUAAGCUGUGAUAGAUGUCCAUAUUAUUUUACCAAAUUUUAAUUUGAAGUAUUAAAAAAGUAUAUUUUUGUAUGUUAGUUGGUAGUUUAAAAUUACAAAUUGCUGAUUCUAGAAUUUAUACAUGAAAAACCAGUUGGUAUUGUUGAGAGAAGAUUUUUAUGUAAAUGAAAAAAGGACCCAAGAAAUUGAUUAAUAUAUAAAUAUGUGUGUGUAUUUUUGAAUGCAUGUUUAACUGAACAGUGUGAGGAAGUGAAACUGGUUGGAAAGUAAUGAGUGAAUUUCAGUUGAAAGGCUGGUGAUAAAUAUCUUUAUGUUUUCACCACAAAUCGGUGGAAAAACUGCUGAAAUUUUUUCUCGUGUAUUCAUACGUUAGAGUUAUUUUAAAUUUAUAAGGAAUGUUGUCAUAUUUCCAUUGAGUACUGAUAUCCCUAGUGGUCUAUACUGCUGAUAGUUGAAAAAGUCCCAUACAAUACUGUUACUGUGAUGUGAUUUACAGCUAUAUUUACAUGUACAUACACAUGUAUUUUAUAUUACAUGUACGAAAACAUUGUGACAUUGUUGUUACCAGUUUGUGACAAUAUGGUUACCAAUUAUUAGUAGCGUUUUAACUGUAUGAUAACUUGGUCAUUUCAAAUACAAUUGUACUGUGAUUUAGAAGAGAGUUGUGAAAUUCAAAUGAAUUAUUAUGAAUUAUAAGUAUUUCUGAUUGUUGUUAAAUCUGAUUCUUAACCCCAUUUUAUGUUAAUUGGUAUGUCUACAUCAAAAUGUACCUAGUAUACUAGUUCAUAAGAAAAUGCAAUAUUUCCCAAUAAUUAAUUAGAAAAAUAGCUUUGUAGUCUGUUAAAUACUAAUAAAAUUUGAAAUUGCACAUUUACAAUCUUGGAAAAAAAUAUUUGAGGCAGUAACCCAUGUUUAUUUGAAAAUGUCUUUUUACAUGCUUGCUUCGGUGAUAUUGUAUUAACUGUAUUAAUACGUCAGUAUUGUGUGUGUGUGUUUGUGCAUUCUGAAAUGUUGUAUAAUAUAUGUAUUGUUAUUAUUAUUUUUAGAGACAAUGUAAAUAUGUAUUUCAGUUUAAAAAAAUUCAUUUCAACAUGAAUUUUUUAUGUUAUAUUCAAGAUUGGAGAUAAAAUUUAUAUUUAUUUAUGAAGACAUAUCUGCACUGAGUUUACAAGAAAUAUGUAUAAAUUGUAGUAAACAGGCUGAUCUGUCUAGAUUUUAAUUUUGAUUUUGUUGGGCACUUUGUCCUAACUUGAACCCACUUUGUUGUUUUUUUUUGGCACCAAUUCCUUUAAAAGCUGUUUUCAGCAAAUUAGUGGCCUAUAAUUCUGUGAUUGAUUUCUUAUACUGUUCAUUUUUAUAUUUAAUUAUUUCUUAUUUAAUUACUUCCAAUAACAAUAAUAAAUGCUUAUUUUCACCAUAAA